AUGUUCGCCCCUUUCAAGUUUGCGGUCUUGAUGACCGUCUGCUUCCUCGCGACCCUGACUCUGGCUUCCGAAACCGUUGGUGCCGUUGGAACCGUGCAUGACGAUGAGUCCUUCAUUGCCAUUCCUCUUGCUAUGCAUGAGCACGAUCCCCGCGACGUGACCAUCAUUAAGACUAUCUGUGAGACUUCGACCUCGGUGAUCUCCACUACUGGUCCCGCGAACCCACCCGCGACGGGCACCACCGAACUCCCUCCUGCCAACCCCACUAGUCAGGCCUCGAGUCACUCGGAAUCCCAGAGUGCUCCUCCCGCUCCCACUACUGUGCCUGGCACUGUGGUGCAGCCUCCUGUGACUUCGAAGCCCGAGGGAGUCUCUCCUACCUCGGUGCCUGGCACUACUGGACAGACUUCUGCGCAGCCGCCCGUGACUUCGACGACCGAGGCAGCUCCCAGCCCAACCUCAAACACCAAGGAGACUUCCAGUCUACCGAGCACCAGUGCCUCGCACUCGGCUUCCCCUGUCUCCUCUAGUGCGCAGGAUAUCACCCACUCAGCUACCACUCUGACCACCGCUUCUGGUACGGGUACUUCGGCCGCCAGUGGCACUCAUACCACCGCGCCCCCUUCGAGCGAGGCUGCCGGUAAUGGUGGCAUGCGUGCUGCUCUUCUGGCCUUCGCGGCAACUUUCCUUAUCUUCUUCAGUAUCUAAGGGGUUCUUCCAACGUUCUAGUGCUAGUUCAUCAGUGGCUCAUGCACUGGGGGACUCGGGCACGGACACUCCGUGUGACUGAGCCUGUCCCCCUUGCUGUCGGACACCUGGUGCUUCUAUUUUCUCUUUAUUUGUCUCAUGUCGGGAUGCAAGGCGUAACGUGUGCCGCUCCCAGAAUUAUUUC
This is a messenger RNA of Aspergillus uvarum CBS 121591, 892 nucleotides long. RefSeq lists its product as uncharacterized. The transcript is spliced from 4 exons. Bases 1 to 708 code for a protein of 235 amino acids. The record is from RefSeq and is a predicted model, not a curated record. Lineage: Eukaryota; Fungi; Ascomycota; Eurotiomycetes; Eurotiales; Aspergillaceae.